AUGGGGGGUUUCGGCCAGCUCGUUACAGGUCCUCCCGGAAGCGGCAAGACGACGUACUGCAACGCCGUGCAGCAAUUCGUCGGGAGAUACGGGAUCCCUGUGUCGGUCGUGAACCUCGACCCGGCGAACGACCAGCCCAGCUACGAGUGCGCGGUGGACAUCCGCGACCUCAUCACGCUGGACGAGAUCCAGCGCGAGGCCGGCCUGGGCCCCAACGGCGGACUCGUGUUCGCGCUCGAGUUCCUCCGCGACGACCUCGCGUGGCUCGACGAGCGCCUCGCGCCGCUCCUCAAGGACCAGCACUACCUCCUCUUCGACUGCCCGGGCCAGGUCGAGCUCUUCUCGCUGCACUCGGCGCUCCAGGACGUCGUCACACACCUCACGCGCGGGGCCCCGGGGCUCUCGCUGGCGACCGUGCACCUCGUCGACGCGCUGCUGUGCGCGGACCCGAGCAAGUACGUCUCCGCGAUCCUCCUGUCGCUCUCGUCGAUGCUGCACGUGGAGCUCCCCCACGUCAACGUACUGAGCAAGGUGGAUCUCCUGAAGACGCAGCAGCACGCGGAGGGUUUCGACCUCGAGUACUUCUUGGAAGCGCGCGACCUCGGGCAUUUGAUAUCUGCGAUGGACUCGAGCGCCCUACUGCCGGAGCGGUUCCGCAGGAUGGCGGGGGAGAUCUGCGAGACGGUCGAGGACUUCGGCCUCAUGGGGUUCGAGGCGCUCGACGUGUCGGACCCGCGCAGCCUGAGCAAACUCCUGCGCGUCGUGCACGCCGCAAACGGCUUUGCGUACGCGCAGCCGGACGCGCCGUGGGAGGCCGGGGCGGGCGAGGACUGGGCGGCGCACGAGGAGGCUGAGGCGCGCGCGCGCCUCGCGGCCAUGGGCCUAAACAUGCCCCCGGAGCCAGGCUCAGUCGAGGGACGGGAGGUGGCGAGUGACGGCGGUACAUCGAUUGGCGACGCGGUGGCGGAACCGGCGAAGGGGGCGGCGCCGGGCGCGCGGAAGGCGGGCAAGGGCAUGCGGAAGGGGUUCCUGCUGUGA
Pedinophyceae sp. YPF-701 is the source of this 1038-nucleotide messenger RNA. Lineage: Eukaryota; Viridiplantae; Chlorophyta; Pedinophyceae. The record is from the annotation of a GenBank genome assembly.